This is a messenger RNA of Astyanax mexicanus (Mexican tetra), 4039 nucleotides long. RefSeq lists its product as uncharacterized. The coding region runs from base 302 to 1210 and encodes 302 amino acids. Lineage: Eukaryota; Metazoa; Chordata; Actinopteri; Characiformes; Acestrorhamphidae. The transcript is spliced from 8 exons. The record is from RefSeq and is a predicted model, not a curated record.
UACAUACCUAUUUUGGAAGUUCUAAGUCAUAUUUUAAACAGAAAAGAAGUGUUUUUCUUUGUACAGGAGAAGAGAGUUUCUGAUGGAGCGGCAUUAACCGAUUUCACUGAUGGGUCUUUUUUUAAGAAGAAACAAGCGCUGCUUGGUUGCAACGAGUCUGACAAGUUGUUGACACUGCAAUUGUACACAGAUGAGUUUGAAAUUUUGAAUACACUUGGUUAAAAAAAAAAACUGAUUCAUAAGCUGUUUUUAUUUUGUGGUUGGAAAUCUACCUCUGAAGUACCGCUCACAACUUAAGAACAUGCACGUUGCUGUUUUAGUCCGAAACAAGCUGUUACAGAAAUAUGGCUAUGAGCCCAUUCUUCAGCCGCUCAUCUGUGAUCUCAUAGAGCUGCAAUUGAAGGGAAUAUCAGUCAGUGUUGAUGACCAAACUCAUGUUUUCAAAGGAGUGCUUUUUUCCAUUUCAGCUGACAACCUCUCUGCCCAUUCUCUUGCUGGUUUCAAUACAUGUUUUAGUCAUGGCUUUAUUUGUCGAUUCUGUAUGUGCCAUCAUGACAACAUGCAUAAUGCAAUUGAUGAGGCGUCUUGCAUUCUUCGGACCUCUGAUCACCAAAGCCAUUUAGCAGUUGAAAAUUCAAAAAGUCUCUAUGGUGUUGCUGGACAUUGUCCAUUUGAAAAAAUUCUUCAUUUUGAGGUGACUGAAUGUUUUCCACCAGAUCUCAUGCACGAUGUUUUAGAGGGUGUAAUUCCACAUGUUACACGGCUAGUCUUAAAGAAACUCAACAGUGAUAAACUUAUCACGAUUCAGCAGUUGAAUGAACGACUACAGGAGUUCCCUUUUGGACAAAAUGAUGUUACACACAAGCCAGUGUUUUUGAGACAGACAGUCCUGCAGGGAAGUGGAAUUCAAGGAAAAGCUGUUGAAAAGCUUGUAUUGUUCAGUCUUCUUCCUUUUCUAAUAGGAAACUUUGUUCCUAAACGGAAUACCCACUGGGAUCUCUAUCUUUUAUUGCGAUCAGUAUGUGAUAUCCUUCUUGCACCGGUCAUAAAAACAAGUUGGCUAAGUCCUCUGACGGCUCUAAUAACAGACUUUCUGACAAGUUUUCAAAGAUCGUUUCCAGACGAUUUCAUACCAAAGAUCCAUUACUUGGUUCACUAUCCACGACUGAUAGAGAAUUUUGGACCUCUGAGGGCACACUGGUGUCUUUGAUAUGAGGCAAAGCACCUGUAUUUCAAACGACUCUCAUCUGUGGUCAACAACUACCAAAAUAUUGCUAAAACUCUUGCUAAGCGCUACCAAAUGAGACAGUGUUGGGAGUCCCAGUCUAGUACAACCAAUUCAGAAGUAGUUCCAGAUAAUGUGACCAAAAUACCUCUAAGAGCACUCCCGGCUCCACUAAUGGAAAUUGUUGCAAGUGAUUCUGCAAACUUAGCAGAAUCUGUGUGGAAAGCGAAACAAUUGGAGCAUGACAGAGUCCAAUACAAAGUCGGGGAUUUCUACAUUCUGGACCUUUUGCAUGCAGAGGAGAUUCCAGUUUUUUUUAAACUGAUUUACAUAAUCAAGUUUCAUGAGGAGUGGAAAUUGUGUGGUAGGAUUUACCAAAGUUCUCACUAUUCAGAACAUUUACAUGCCUAUGGUGUGAAGUCAUCUACCCAUUGGAUGGUUGUGAACCCUGGUGAAGAAGUGGACUAUCAUCCCCUUGACUGUUACGCUGAUGAGAAGGAUGACCUUUACAUCACCCUGCAUCACCGUCCUGUGAGAAAUAACUUAAUCUUAAGUAAAAGACACUUGCACUGAAGUACAUACAGACUAGCCAAACUGAGUAGUCAGCACACGCAAAGCUACAGAACUAGCACAUUUAGUACAUUGCAAAAUUGAAUUUUGGAUUAUUUUGCGAUUUUAUGAUUUUUUUUUUUUUAAAUAAAUAUCAUACUGCUUAGACAAUGUGUUAACCAUCAACUUAAAAUCACCUAGCUAAUGAAAAGCUAUAUUAAAGACUAUGAAAACUGUUAACAGACUAAAGUUUUACUAUAGCAGUGUGACAUUUGUAUGAAAUUAUGAAAUUUAAUGUUCUUCAGUAAGGUGUAAAAUAUAACUGUUUUUUUUUCCCCCUUAGAGCAUGAGAUUGACGGAGCAACUUUAGGUGUUUUCACAGAGCGAAUGGCAGAGAGACUCAUACCCAUAAUUAAAAAACAGGCCAUUUUUAUGUCUCUUCUGGAAAAACUGAAAACAAGUGAAGCACACAGACCUUUGAUGGUAGACGUACAAAGACGUGACUCAAGAGCACGGGAUUCAUCUCAUAUUGCCUUUCCCCCAUUGUUGUUGGCUGCACUGGAGAGAAGAAACUCAAAAGCUCAAGGAAGUCAAAAACAAGGACCCUACUACUACAGGCUCUCUUUGACCAUCUGUCUAGUAAAACUUUGUACCCAACACAUCACCAGUAUGUUGAGUUGUUGUCUUCACUCAUAACUGUAUACCCCUACCUGAAAGAGAACUUUGGAUCAGGUUAUGAUGCUUUGCAUGAGUCCUUAAAGAACAAAUUUAAAAAGGAAAGACGUCCCUUGGUCAGUGAUGAAGAAGUGGCCAGAAUGAGAAGAAAGUUUUCCAUUACAGGUUCUGGCAGAAAACGUACAUCUGAGGUUGUCCAAAUACCACUUAAUGCAGUGAGAACCCCUGUUAAUGGUCCUACUGCAACAGAAGAAGUGUGUGUGUGGAGGAAAGAAACAUUACUGAAAUUGUGAAGACUAUGGCUGAAGAGGUAAAGAAAAUUCGCCCGGAUAUGAUGUUCCUGCAAGAGCAAAUGACAAAGACAAGAGAGUACCGAAGGACAUAUAUCCUCUCUCAUCCUACAAGAGAGACUUUGAUGGAAUUCCCUUGCCUCAGGCUUCCUGAAAUCCUACUUUUGGAAAUGAAAGCUCUUCAACACAUCGAUGUAGCAAGUCACUUUAGUGCUAAACAAAAUGGCCCCCAUGAUUUUACUGCGAGCGUCACACUCCACCAUAAUAAAGAGAUGUCUGGAGACCAUUGAAGACUGUCAGGAAGGUGCAGUAAAAAAAGGUCUGCAGUUGGAGACAGCCAUCCUGUGCCUUCCGUCUCUGUUCAGUGAGGAUGCCUCACUUGUCUUCGCAUUUGAGGAAUCAGGCACAUCCCAGGUGGUCACACCACAGAUUAUCCUGAGUGGGUGUAAGGAGGGAGUGCCCUUGCAGCACAGUUUGGUGAAAGUCACCAUGGACAAGGAAAUCAUAGUGGAAGACUGCACAGACAUCUCCCUUGCCCUCUGUGUACUGUUCAGCAUCUACUUUGUCUUCGGAGUGGAGUAUCCUAAGGGACUUAAAAAAAACUCUUACAUUCCUUGAAGCAUUUGUGUUCAAAAUGAAAGAAGAGAAAUUUCUUCCAAUUACACUGAAACGAGUAUUCAAUUCUCUCUGUGAGUAGAUUGUGUAAAUAAGAGCUGUGUAGAAUGAAGGACUUCUCACAGCAGUUUAAUUGCUGUUUAAUUAAAUGUAUUUAAUAGUUUAUCAUUUUGCUACAUUUAGUGUAACAUCCAGCAUAUUUCAGGUUUGUUGUAUUUCCAUAUGUGUUUAUUUUAGAACUAUAAAUGCUGCACUUAACCCCACCCCCACACAGAUGCUAUAUGCAUUGAAUGGGCAAAUGCCAUGGUUUAGUUUAGUUUAGCUUUGUAUUUUUGGUGAUUUUAGUCAUGCACAUAAGUACUUGAAUUUAAAAAGGAUGAGCUUUUUUAUUGUUACAUUUACACAAGUAUCCAAUUCUCUCUUUCAAUAUCCUUACCUUUUUAUUUCCUUGUACUUUUAUACUUUUAUACAGUCUGUAGUCUGCAUUAUUUAUUGUCCUCCUAAUUAUUCUUAGCACAGCACUGCUGCUGGAGUUUUGGACAUCACAAAACAUUUCAACUUCACACAACAUUAAAAUGCCUCACUUUCUGCAUGGACAAAUGUAAUUUUGAUAUAUUGACUAAAGAUUAAUUGUUUAUAUGAAUUAACACAAUAAAUGCAAUAAUUUGCUAUGAUUAUACUGUUA